Rhagoletis zephyria (snowberry fruit fly) is the source of this 495-nucleotide messenger RNA. RefSeq lists its product as uncharacterized. The record is from RefSeq and is a predicted model, not a curated record. Lineage: Eukaryota; Metazoa; Arthropoda; Insecta; Diptera; Tephritidae.
GAAGUGUAAGUGGUUCUAUUCUGCGGUUUCCGUGGUUUCAACAUGAAUUUUUGUUGUGCACUUCGGGCGGUAUGUGGCAGACGAAUUCAACAAAUAACAGCGGGUCUGUUGCUGGAAGCAAUUUGCAGAACGAUUCCAAGGUGAUCGUAGCAUCAACGUCCAACACUAAUUCUUCAGCAACCGCAGCAGUCACUGGUGCAACCGUUGUGACUUCACCAUCUAGCACUCCCACCCAAGCCACCUACUAUCUUAUAUACCACAAUGGAUUUCCACUAAGUAUUCCACCGAAUACAGUGCCACCACCAUUUACACCUGCGCAUUUUACCAGUACGACCAACUCUGGCACAUCCCCUUCGUCGGGACAAGUUACACAGUCUGCAGUUGGCGGAGCUUAUAGUUUGCUUGCGAACACAUCAAUAACUGCUGCUGCCGCUGUAGGUACAAGAACAACAGCAGGAAAUGCUUAAACAGCAACAACAACGAAGAAGGCGGCAA